Molecule: messenger RNA, 1404 nt
Organism: Xylona heveae TC161
Lineage: Eukaryota; Fungi; Ascomycota; Xylonomycetes; Xylonales; Xylonaceae
Product: alpha/beta hydrolase
Exons: 6
Coding region: 168-1160 (330 amino acids)
Source: RefSeq, a predicted model, not a curated record
GAAGAAAGCACAAGAUUAUUCCUAAAACGACGAAGCAAAACGCCACGGGGGAUAAGCUCAGGUUUUAUAUUCUUUUUCGUUCCGACACGUAUCAUUAAACUGUAUCGUGGAAUCUUAGUCCUCCUUGUUCCACCUUUCCCCCCACAGUCUCGUAGGAUAAGACCAUCAUGCCUCUCACGGCAGCCGAGAUUGUCCAGCUCCCAGAAUUCAAAAAUGUGGUUUGGGAUCUCAAACCCACCAAGAAAGGGCGGGUACCCGUUGCCAAAGGCAGGGGAGGCCCUUUUGAACUUUCAUAUGAAGUCCAUGGACAAGGUCCACUGCGCCUAGUAUGGAUCAUGGGCUUGGGAGCAUACAAGACUGGAUGGCAACGCCAGACCAAAGAUCUUGCUCAUGGAAAAUCAUCCAAAUAUUCUUCUUUGAUCUUCGAUAACCGAGGUAUGGGCGAGUCUGACAAGCCUGUCGUGAGAUAUUCAACGUCAGAAAUGGCCAAGGAUACAAUAGAGAUUCUGGAUCAUCUUGGAUGGACAGAUUCACGACAGCUGCAUGUCAUUGGUAUCAGCAUGGGCGGCAUGAUUGCGCAGGAGCUGGCUCUUCUAAUACCGGAUAGAGUGGCCUCUCUGUCUCUUGUCUCAACCGCUCCACGCCUGGUCAAUACAGUGGGUUUCAUCGAAAAUCUUCGCAACCGAAUCAAUUUAUUUAUUCCGAAGCCUAUCGAUGUGCAAUUACAACAUGUCAAAGCCAAUCUAUUUUGCGAAGAGUGGCUGAAUGCGCCCGAUUCGGUUGGUGGUUUCCCUACCAACGGUGACUUCUUCGCCGCGCAGGAAAUCUCAAAAAGAAUGGAUAAGGAAGGAUUCACUCGAAAAGGUUUCAUGCUACAGGCAAUUGCGGCAGGCUGGCAUCACAAAAGUCCGGAGCAGCUCAGUCUGCUGGGUGACCGUGUCGGAAGGGAUAGAAUCCAGGUUCUUCAUGGUACAAUCGACCGCAUGAUCACCGUCCCUCAUGCGCACAUGCUAGCAGACGAGUUAGGCGGUGAGCAGUCAGGGCUAAAGAAGAUAAUCUUUGAAGGAAGGGGGCAUGUUCUACCUGUCGAAGAAAGAGAACAGUUCAAUGAGCUGAUUGAAGCAUUGGUUGCAAAGGCCGAAGCAAUGAGAGAGUCAUGAGAUAUAUGAUGACGAAUAUAUGAAUGCAUAGCAUAGGACAAGCAUUCCACGGUAUAGAUUAGAUGAAUGCAUUAUUGAGUAGGCUGUUUCAAAGGUCCGUAUUUUGCUAUAUCAUUUGGUUGAAAUAUAUAUUUAUACAAAUAUACGUUAGGCAGCGCAACUAAUUGUAGAAGGUUUUAUGCAAAUUUCUUUCAAUUACUAUAUUCUACUGUCUGUUACAGUUGAAGAUCAAUAUGAUACCUGC